UCAAGAACGGUCAAAGAUUCCAAUGUUAAGUAAGUAAAGAAUAGUACAAAACACCAUCAUCAUGAACGACAAGCAUACGAAAAGUCGAGUCGCUAUUAUAGGCACGGGUCUCGCCGGUCUUAGUAGUGCUUAUCUUAUUAAGGGAGACCGUUAUAGGGUGACGUUGUUCGAACAGGGCGACAGAAUAUCCUUUGAUUCUGCUUCUGUUACGAUUAAGAACGAGAAAUACGACGAUGCUGAACGAAUCGAUCUGCCGAUGCGCGCGAGCGCGGACGGGUACUACCAUAACUUGAUGCGCAUGUAUCAGCAUCUACAAAUCCCGCUGCAUCCAAUCAAGUUCCUUUUUGUCUUUGCGAAAGCAGCUACGAGCGCCGAUGGAACAGUCCCGGUCAAGGGGAGCGAUAACGAGACAUACUUCAUUCAUGCAUCGAACUUGCACCAGACACCGCCGCCGUGGCCGGGCAAUCGCGGUGUGAUUGCGCACUUUAUCGAGAUUGUCUUCCUGAUUGUGUGCCAAUUCUGGUUCACGAUUGCAUGCUUCCUUGUCGCGCCAUUGAAGACCACAUCUUCCGGAUACAGCGAGACCGUCGCCGAAUACUUCGAUCGCAUACGUUUACCCCGACGAUAUACAUCGCGCUAUCUGCUUCCGCUUCUGAGCGGUGUGGCGACGUGCACACACGAAGAGCUGCUCCAAUUCCCCGCGAGCGACAUCGUCAACUACAAGAAGCUUUCGCAUGGCAAGCAACAUUACGCUGUCUGCGGCGGAGUCUCGCAGGUCCAGGCCAAAUUGACGGAGGGACUCGAGGAUGUCAACCUCAAUAGUCGUGUGAUCGAAGCUGUGCCUCAGGUCGACGGUACCGUGCUGGUUCGCUGGCAAUCUACCGUUGACGCAUCCGGGCGCAUCCACGAGCAAGUCUUCGACCGCGUUGUCCUCUCCGUCUCCCCUGAUGUCGCUGGCUGGAUCUUCAAACCGCUGGGGUCUACAUUGGCGAAGCUUCCAACCCGUCAAGUCGAAAGCUCUGUUUUGAAGCCGGAAAAGGCGGGAAUCAGCGUCGUCGACACCGAUGAUUCCAACUCCCGUCAAUCCAUCGCUUGCAUGCACCAUUCAAAAGACGCCUCAGCAGCCCAGGUCUUGACCCUGCGAACGAUGUUCACCGACGUGGGAAGCCCUCGCACAGAGGCUCUUCACGCCAUGCCCAGUGGAGUCGUUGUCAGCACUUGUCCCCUACGCGAAGAGGCACAGCCAGAAGCAAUCAAAAAGGCCAAGUUUACUAGAACCCUCAGAAACACCAAGGGCCAGGCUCUCGUUCAGAAAUUGCUAGGGGAUUCGGGAUCGAAGAAGGGCGAGGAUGGUGAGGCCAUGGCUUGGGUCAAUGGACAGGAUAAUGUGUGGAUCGCUGGUGCUUGGUGCUGGGAUGGCAUGGUGCUGCUGGAAGGGUGUGUUGUGUCGGCCAUUAGGCUCACGGCGCGGACCGCAAUCGCUAUCGACACCAUGUUCUUCAAUCAAGACAGUUUUGGUCUUGGCUUUGCCGCGGGGCUCAUCACCGCCCUGGCCAUCGCUGGCAUCAUUACUUUGGUGGUGAUGCGAAUGAGCGAUAUCUACGGCCUGGGACACUGGAAGCUCAACAUCACAACGCGACCACCAUCCAUCCUCAAUCACAUAUCCAUUGACGUUUCUCCCAGGAAAACUCAUACAGGCGAGCCAAUUGACACGCUCCCCGCGGCUGCCUCUGCACUGCUCGAGCAGGUUGUGAGCGCCGCCGGGCUGUCGGGUGAUGCACCUGGUAAAGCUAGUCCUCGCGGUUCCCUCGCCAUUCUAGAUCUGGGGUUCGGAUGUGGUGACCAGACUUGGCAGUUGGCGAGGACGGCUACGGAGCAGGGCUGGAGGGAUUUUCGCUAUGUUGGGCUUACGCUUAAUGAUGCGCAGGUCCAGACGUCGCGACGUAGGAUUUAUCGCGAGUUGUCUGAGGCGGGGACUGCAUUUGAUGCGGAGGCGUUCAGCCUCUUCCGCGCUGAUGCUGCGAAACCACAGACUUGGAGUCCCCAGAUCAGAGAGGCUGUUUAUUCGCUGGCUGAUGAGAAGUAUACUGAGCGGUGGCUGCUUGCUCUCGACUGUAUCUACCAUUUCUCUCCGUCCCGAAAACCCGUUCUUUCACACGCCGCCAAAGAGCUCGACGCCAAUUACAUGGCAUUCGAUCUCCUCCUCAACGAGAAAGCCUCCACCAAGGACAUCUGGAGGGCUAGACUCAUCGGAAAAAUGAUGGGCUGCCCACUCAAAACCUUCCUCUCGGAGACAGAGUACAGAGAUCAACUGGUGGAGUGCGGGUAUGACCGCAACGAGAUCACGAUUAAGGAGAUCACAGACGAUGUCUUUUCAGGCCUGGUCAAAUUCCUCGAUCGCCAAGACAAAUUGUUAGCAGAGUACGGCAUCACAAUGGGCGGCUUCAAAUUAGCAGGGAGAUUGUUCAACUGGUUCGACAAGUCCCGCGUCGUAAGAGCCGUGGUCGUCGUCGCUCGCACCAAGAGCAAGACAGGAUAGGGAAAUAGCACCGUAAUCACAAUUACCCAAAAGUGACAUUAAUUAAUUAGCAUU
Fusarium oxysporum Fo47 is the source of this 2593-nucleotide messenger RNA. RefSeq lists its product as uncharacterized. Lineage: Eukaryota; Fungi; Ascomycota; Sordariomycetes; Hypocreales; Nectriaceae. Bases 62 to 2539 code for a protein of 825 amino acids. The record is from RefSeq and is a predicted model, not a curated record. Gene Ontology annotation, molecular function: oxidoreductase activity. The transcript has 4 exons.